Messenger RNA from Rhodamnia argentea, 2140 nucleotides. Its product is annotated as beta-amylase 2, chloroplastic. Gene Ontology annotation, biological process: polysaccharide catabolic process. The record is from RefSeq and is a predicted model, not a curated record. Lineage: Eukaryota; Viridiplantae; Streptophyta; Magnoliopsida; Myrtales; Myrtaceae. The transcript has 8 exons. The coding region runs from base 206 to 1846 and encodes 546 amino acids. Gene Ontology annotation, molecular function: beta-amylase activity.
CCUUUGCCGGGUUCUCCUCUGUCUCCUUCCCGGCGAAGUCUGCCCAUAAUUCGAAGAUGCAGGAGCGUAUAAAGCCCGAUCAAGAAGCUCCUCUCUCGCAGCUUCUGCUGCACGAGUCGAUCGCUGACUCCCUGCUGAAACCGUCUCGCUAGCUUCGCCUUCUCAUCGAACCCCCAACUUGGCAGCUCGCUCUGGAACAAGAAUCAUGGCGGCGGCGUCUUCCAUUCAGCUCGCGAGGAUCGGCAUGCUGGGCUCGGGCACUCGGGCACGGAGGUUUUCGCGUCUUUCGCGGCUCGAUGCUGCGGACUGGCGUCGAAACUCGGUUCGGUGCGCUCCUCGUCGCUCGAGGGACGAGCGUCUGGUCGCGGACGUGCGAUUGAGGACGCGAGCCAUGGUCCGCGAGCGUGAAGACAGCCCGAUUGCCGGUGAUUCUGCGGACGCUCCCGAGGACAAGCAGGUUGCAGACCUGCCUAUCAAGCUUCCGGAGCGUGACUUUGCUGGUACACCAUAUGUUCCUGUCUACGUGAUGCUGCCACUGGGUGUUGUGAACUUGGAAUGCGAAUUAGUUGAUCCUGAAGGUCUGCUGGAGCAGUUAAAGAUAUUGAAGUCAGUUAAUGUUGAUGGUGUCAUGAUUGACUGUUGGUGGGGAAUAGUCGAGGCAGAUGCUCCACAAGCAUAUAAUUGGAGAGGCUACAAGAAGCUGUUCCAGAUGGUGCGUGACCUCAAGCUUAAGUUACAGGUCGUUAUGUCGUUCCACGAAUGUGGAGGCAAUAUUGGUGAUGAUGUACAUAUUCCACUGCCGUGCUGGUUGAUGGAAAUUGGCCAGAAGAACCCCGAUAUCUAUUUUACCGACAGAGAAGGGAGACACAAUACGGAAUGCCUCACAUGGGGAAUUGAUAAGGAAAGAGUUUUGAGAGGCCGUACUGCUGUUGAGGUUUUUUUUGACUAUAUGAGGAGCUUUCGUGUGGAAUUCAAUGCAUUCUUUGAGGAUGGAAUCAUCUCAGAGAUUGAAAUUGGACUAGGCCCAUGUGGGGAGCUACGGUAUCCUUCUUAUCCAGCCAAGCAUGGUUGGGAAUAUCCUGGCAUUGGUGAAUUUCAGUGUUAUGAUCGGUACUUGAUGAAGAGUUUGAAAAAGGCAGCAGAAGUGAGGGGACACUCCUUUUGGGGUAGAGCACCAGAUAAUGCGGGUUGUUAUAAUUCUCGGCCACAUGAGACUGGCUUUUUUCGUGACGGAGGUGAAUACGACAGUUACUACGGGAGAUUCUUUCUCAAUUGGUAUUCUCAGAUUUUAAUAGAUCAUGGAGAUCGUGUGCUAGCUUUAGCCAAUUUGGCUUUCGAAGGAUGUUGCAUAGCUGCGAAAUUAUCUGGAAUUCAUUGGUGGUACAAGACAGCCAGCCAUGCUGCUGAAUUGACUGCUGGGUUCUACAACCCAUGCAAUCGCGAUGGUUAUGCUGCCACUGCAUUAAUGUUAAAGAAGCACGAGACAGCAAUGAACUUUACAUGUGUUGAAUUGCGCACAUUGGAUCAAUAUGAGGACUUUCCAGAGGCGAUGGCAGAUCCGGAGGGAUUAGUUUGGCAGGUGUUGAAUGCUGCGUGGGAUGCGCAAAUACCUGUCGCAAGUGAGAAUGCCUUACCUUGCUAUGACAGAGAAGGCUACAACAAAAUACUAGAGAACGCAAAGCCUCGUGAUGAUCCCGAUGGACGACAUUUAUCUGCUUUUACAUAUCUCAGGCUCAGCCCAACUCUGACCGAGGGAAAUAACUUGGUGGAGUUUGAGCGCUUUGUUAAGAGAAUGCACGGUGAGACCGUUCUUGAUAAACUUACAAGAGAUAGUAAUCAUUUGUAGUUUAUAUACAAGGCCUAUCUGGGAUAGUCUGAGCAAAUUGUCAGCAUUCUUUUCCACAGGGCACAAAACACGUCGAUGGUGGAAAAACAUGCUCGCAGAUUUUCGGAACGGGUUAAGAAGCAGUUAAUACUGUAGAGAGUUAAGAAAUAUGGUCAUUCUUGGAUUAUGCACUAAGCGUCGAUUUAGUUUGAUGCUCGGAUAUGAUAACAGUUGAUGUAUAGAAAAUCAUGUAGAGCUCCAUGUAAUAACAAGAAUUAUCCAAAUCAAGAAAGCUAAGCAAGUUUUUUGGAGUCU